GGCAAAAGAUCUUGGGCUGACACUCCCAGCAGGGUAGAUCCUGGGAAUCUGAUCUCCUGGCCUCCCCCACAUCCUCCCCCCACCCCACUUCCUGGAGCAGCGACCUGCCCCCUUCCCGCCUGUACUCCCCUCCGCUUCCAGGGCUGGGCUUCUCCUCACUCCAGCCAGACAGCCUACCCUCCACCCAGGGGAAGCGGCGGCCUCCGCCAGCUGCUUCCAGGAAGCCCCGGGCCUGGCCCCAGCAUUGUUCGGGCCCGCAGCGGCACCCACACAGCCGGACACCAUGAAGUCCAGCGGCCCCGUGGAGAGGCUGCUCAGAGCCCUAGGGAGGAGGGACAGCAGCCGGGCCACCAGCAGGCCUAGGAAAGCUGAGCCACACAGCUUCCGGGAGAAGGUUUUCCGGAAGAAGCCACCUGUCUGUGCGGUGUGCAAAGUGACCAUCGAUGGGACGGGCGUGUCCUGCAGAGUCUGCAAGGUGGCCACACACAGAAAAUGUGAAGCCAAGGUGACUUCGUCCUGCCAGGCCGUGCCUCCUGCAGAGCUGCGGAGAAACACGGCCCCCGUGAGGCGCAUAGAGCACCUGGGAUCCACCAAGUCUCUGAACCACUCCAAGCAGCGCAGCACUCUGCCCAGGAGCUUCAGCCUGGACCCCCUCAUGGAGCGCCGCUGGGACCUGGACCUCACCUACGUGACCGAGCGGAUCCUGGCCGCCGCCUUCCCGGCGCGGCCGGACGAGGAGCGGCACCGGAGCCACCUGCGCGAGCUGGCUCACGUGCUGCAGUCCAAGCACCGGGACAAGUACCUGUUCUUCAACCUUUCGGAAAAAAGACACGACCUGACCCGCCUAAAUCCCAAGGUCCAGGACUUCGGUUGGCCUGAGCUGCACGCACCCCCCCUGGACAAGCUGUGCUCCAUCUGCAAAGCCAUGGAGACCUGGCUCAGUGCUGACCCACAGCAUGUGGUCGUACUGUACUGCAAGGGGAGCAAGAGCAAGCUCGGGGUCAUCGUCUCUGCCUACAUGCACUACAGCAAGAUCUCCGCAGGGGCGGACCAGGCACUGGCCACUCUUACCAUGCGGAAGUUCUGUGAGGACAAGGUGGCCGCGGAUCUGCAGCCCUCCCAGCGCCGAUACAUCAACUACUUCAGCGGCCUGCUGUCUGGCUCCAUCAGAAUGAACAGCAGCCCUCUCUUCCUGCACUAUGUGCUCGUGCCUGUGCUGCCAGCCUUUGAGCCUGGCACAGGCUUCCAGCCCUUCCUCAAGAUCUACCAGUCCAUGCAGCUCGUCUACACAUCUGGAGUCUAUCACAUCGCAGGCCCUGGUCCCCAGCAGCUUUGCAUCAGCCUGGAGCCAGCCCUCCUCCUCAAAGGGGACGUCAUGGUGACGUGCUAUCACAAGAGUGGCCGGGGGACAGACCGGACCCUGGUGUUCCGAGUCCAGUUCCACACGUGCACCAUCCACGGGCCACGGCUCUCCUUUCCCAAAGACCAGCUGGACGAGGCCUGGACGGAUGAGAGGUUCCCCUUCCAAGCGUCAGUGGAGUUCCUCUUCUCCUCCAGCCCCGAGAAGAUGAAAGGCAACACCCCCCGGAACGACCCCGCCGUCACCGUGGACUACAACACGGCCGAGCCCGCUGUGCGCUGGGACUCCUACGAGAACUUCAACCAGCACCACGAGGACAGCGCGGAAGGCUCCCUGACCCACACGCGUGGCCCCCUCGAUGGCAGCCCCUACGCCCAGGUGCAGCGGGCCCCCCGCCAGACUCCGCCGGCGCCUUCUCCGGAGCUGCCCCCAGCCCCGCUGCUGUCCAUCAGCAGCGACUCCGGCCAUUCGUCCACCAUCACCACCGAGCCAGCGGCGGAGUCCCCCGGCCGGCCGCCCCCCACGGCUGCCGAGCGGCAGGAGCUGGACCGCCUCCUGGGAGGCUGCGGGGUGGCCGGCGGCGGCCGGGGGGCCGGGCGCGAGACGGCGAUCCUGGAUGACGAGGAGCAGCCCCCCGCCAGCGGAGGCGCCCACCUUGGGACGUACGCGGGCCACCGACCUGCCCUCAGCCGCCACUGCUCCUGCCGCCAGGGCUACCGGGAGCCCUGCGGGGUCCCCAAUGGGGGCUACUACCAGCCAGAGGGCACCCUGGAGAGGCGGCGGCUGGCCUAUGGGUACGAGGGGCCGGCCCAGGGCUAUGCCGAGGCCUCCGUCGAGAAGAGGCGCCUCUGCAGGUCGCUGUCCGAGGGGCCGUACCCCUACGCCCCGGAGCUGGGGAAGCCGGCCGGCGGGGACUUCAGCUACCGCGCCCCAGGCUACCGGGAGGUGGUGAUCCUGGAGGAGCCUGGGCUGCCCACCGCCCUGUGUUCCUGCCCCGCUUGUCAGGAGAAGCUGGCGCUGCCCACCACGGCUCUGUAUGGGCUACGGCUGGAGAGGGAGGCUGGAGAGGGGUGGGCGAGCGAGGCCAGCAAGCCUCUCCUGCACCCCGUGCGGCCCGGGCACCCGCUCCCCCUGCUGGUGCCAGCUUGCGGGCACCACCAUGCCCCAAUACCUGACUACAGCUGCCUGAAGCCACCCAAGGCAGGCGAGGAAGGGCACGAGGGCUGCUCCUAUGCCCUGUGCCCAGAAGGCAGGUAUGGGCAUCUGGGCUACCCUGCCCUGGUGACCUACGGCUAUGGAGGCGCGGUUCCCAGUUUCUGCCCAGCGUAUGGCCGGGUGCCCCACAGCUUCGGCUCUGCGGGCGAGGGCAGAGGGUACCCCAGCCCUGGGGCCCACUCCCCACGGGCUGGCUCCGUGUCGCCGGGCAGCCCACCCUACCCACCAUCCAGGAAGCUGAGCUACGAGAUCCCUGCAGAGGAGGGAGGGGACAGGUAUCCGCUGCCCGGCCACCUGGCCCCAGCAGGACCCCUGACAUCUGCAGAGUCGCCUGAGCCGGCGCCCUGGAGGGAGGGCCCCAGCAGGCACAGCACCCUGCCUCGGUCUCCCCGAGAUGCCCCGUGCAGUACCUCUUCAGAGAUGUCUGGUCCCUCCACACCCCUGCACACCAGCAGCCCGGUCCAGGGCAAGGAAAGCACCCGGCGGCAGGACACCAGGUCCCCCACUUUGGCGCCCCCUCAGAGACUGAGUCCUGGCGAGCCCUUGCUGCCUGUCCCCCAGCGGGGCGCUGAGAAGCCUCCUGAGCUGCCAGCAAGAAGUGGGCUUGAGCCUCCAACCCCAAGCCCCUUAUCCCCGACCUCCCCGCCCAGCUCACCCAACGACUGGCCUCAGGAGAGGAGUCCUGGGGGUCGCUCAGACAGUGGCAGCCCUAGGGGCCCUGUGCCCACCACGUUGCCCGGCCUCCGCCACGCCCCCUGGCAGGGCCUUCGAGAGCCACCGGACAGCCCGGACGGGUCCCCCCUCACGCCUGUGCCUACCCAGAUGCCCUGGCUUGUGGCCAGCCCUGAGCCACCUCAGAGCUCACCCACGCCUGCCUUCCCCGUGGCAGCAUCCUAUGAUAUCAAUGGCCCCACCCAGCCCCCACUUCCUGAGAAACGCCACCCGCCAGGGCCUGGGCCGCAGCCGGGCCCCUGGGGCCCAGGGCAGGCAUCACCACCAGCCAGAGGCACCAGUCACCACGUCACCUUCGCACCUCAGCUCCCAGAUAACACCCCUCAGCCCCCAGAGCCUCCCCUGCAAGAGAGCCAGAGCAACGUCAAGUUUGUCCAGGAUACGUCCAAGUUCUGGUACAAGCCACACCUGUCCCGUGACCAAGCCAUCGCCCUGCUGAAGGACAAGGACCCUGGGGCCUUCCUCAUCAGGGAUAGCCAUUCAUUCCAAGGAGCCUACGGGCUGGCCCUCAAGGUGGCUACACCCCCACCCAGUGCUCAGCCCUGGAAAGGGGACCCCUUGGAACAGCUAGUCCGCCAUUUUCUCAUUGAGACCGGGCCCAAAGGCGUGAAGAUCAAGGGUUGUCCCAGCGAGCCCUACUUUGGCAGCCUCUCCGCCCUGGUCUCCCAGCACUCCAUCUCCCCCCUGUCCCUGCCCUGCUGCCUGCGCAUUCCCAGCAAAGAUCCUCUGGAGGAGACCCCGGAGAUCCCAGUGCCUGCCAACAUGAGCACGGCGGCAGACCUCCUGCGGCAGGGCGCCGCCUGCAGUGUGCUCUACCUGACUUCCGUGGAGACCGAGUCACUGACGGGCCCCCAGGCGGUUGCCCGGGCAAGCUCGGCAGCUCUGGGCUGCAGCCCCCGCCCGACACCAGCUGUAGUGCACUUCAAGGUCUCAGCCCAGGGCAUUACCCUGACAGACAACCAAAGGAAGCUUUUCUUUCGCCGCCAUUAUCCAGUGAACAGCAUCACCUUCUCCAGCACUGACCCUCAGGACCGGAGAUGGACCAACCCCGAUGGAACCACCUCCAAGAUCUUUGGCUUCGUGGCCAAGAAGCCGGCAAGCCCCUGGGAGAAUGUGUGUCACCUCUUCGCAGAGCUUGACCCCGAUCAGCCUGCAGGCGCCAUUGUCACCUUUAUCACCAAAGUUCUACUGGGCCAGAGGAAAUGAAGGAAGGCCACAAGCUCAGAGCCCACACCAACACUGUGUCCCUCCCAGCACCCCACAGCCCUCACUUCCCCCGGCCUGGGCCCAGGAGCCGGCCCUCUCCCUUAGGAAUAGGCAGUGGGCACCAGCCUGGGACACUGCUCCCCUUCCCCGCCCCAGCCUGCUAAGCUAAGUGGACGGGCCCACGAGAUGACCUUGCACGUGAGCAGAUGGCAGAGAUGGGCAUGUGAAGGGUGAGGAAGCGAUCAGGACAGCCCCACCUGUACGUCAGCCCUGGAGAGGAGCCAGUUCCACCCAGCCGCAGGUCCCAGCAUGGCGGGGAGAGGGGAGCAGGGUGGGGAGCAACGUACUCCCUCCUCUGCCUUCUCCGAGCAGAAGGAUCAGAGUGGGAUCACAGGAAAAGGGGGGGGAAAGAGUCUAUUUUUGUCUAAUAAUAAAGAAUUUCUAUAAUGU
Molecule: messenger RNA, 4963 nt
Organism: Pipistrellus kuhlii (Kuhl's pipistrelle)
Lineage: Eukaryota; Metazoa; Chordata; Mammalia; Chiroptera; Vespertilionidae
Gene: TNS2
Product: tensin 2
Exons: 29
Coding region: 284-4513 (1409 amino acids)
Biological process (GO): peptidyl-tyrosine dephosphorylation
Molecular function (GO): protein tyrosine phosphatase activity; protein binding
Source: RefSeq, a predicted model, not a curated record